GGUAACAAGGAUGGUCUGGGUAGAGAUUGCCUCAGAAAACCAGAGCAGAAGCUGCCAGAGUGCUAUGGCGUGGGUGACCCCGGUGCCAUGUUCUUCUCCGGGAGCUCCCAGUUGUCCUCCAGAGGAAGAGUCAUUAAGUGGUUCUGGGACUCAGCUGAGGAGGGCUACAGGACAUACCACAUGGAUGAGUAUGAUGAGGAGAAGAAUCCCAGUGGCAUCAUUAACUUGGGCACCAGUGAGAACAAACUCUGCUUUGACCUGCUCUCCAGGCGACUGAGCCAGAGUGACAUGCUGCGGGUGGAGCCGGCCCUGCUGCAGUACCCCGACUGGAGGGGACACCUGUUCCUCCGGGAGGAAGUGGCCAAGUUCCUGUCUUUCUACUGCAAGAGCCCAGCAACCCUGAAACCGGAGAAUGUGGUGGUCCUGAAUGGCUGCGCCUCUCUCUUCUCAGCCCUGGCCACUGUGCUGUGUGAGGUCGGGGAGGCUUUCUUGAUCCCUGCCCCUUACUAUGGAGCCAUCACACAGCACGUCUACCUUUAUGGCAAUGUCCGGCUGGUCUGUGUUUAUCUGGACAGUGAGGUCACUGGGAUGGACAAACGCCCCUUUCAGCUCACUGUGGAGAAGCUGGAGACGGCCCUGGAAGGAGCUCGUGCCGAGGGUGUGAAGGUGAAAGGCCUCAUCCUCAUCAACCCGCAUAACCCUCUCGGUGACGUCUACUCCCCCGGAGAGCUGCAGGCGUUUCUGGAAUUUGCCAAGCGACACGAGCUGCACGUGAUGGUGGAUGAGGUGUACAUGCUGUCGGUGUUUGAGGCGUCGGUUGGGUACCGCAGCGUCCUGAGCCUGGAAAGGUUGCCUGACCCCCAGAGGACCCACGUGAUGUGGGCGACCAGCAAGGACUUUGGGAUGUCAGGGCUCCGCUUCGGGACACUGUACACAGAAAACCAGGACGUGGCCACCGCCGUGGCUUCCCUUUGCCGCUAUCACGGCCUCAGUGGCUUGGUCCAAUACCAGAUGGCGCAGCUGCUUCAGGACCAUGGCAAGGAGAAUGAGGAGCAGGCAAGACAAAAUGGCGCUAACAGCUGGGAAAAAAGAAAAGCCACAAUAUCAAGUGUUGAAUGGAUCAGCCAGGUGUAUCUGCCAGAAAACCAUGCCCGGCUCAAGGCUGCCCACACCUACAUAUCAGGAGAGCUUGAGGCGCUGGGGAUUCCCUUCUUGAGUCGUGGGGCUGGCUUCUUCAUCUGGGUUGACUUGAGGCAGUACCUUCCUGAGGGCACCUUCGCGGAGGAACUGCUGCUUUGGCGCCGGUUUUUGGACAACAAGGUGCUGCUGUUGUCCGGCAAGGCGUUCGAGUGUCAGGAGCCCGGCUGGUUCCGCCUGGUCUUCUCAGACAAGCCCCACCGGCUUCGCCUGGGCAUGCAGAGGAUCCGCCAGGUGCUUGAGGGCAUAUCCCAGGUGGCAAAAGAUGCCCCUUCCUGCCACACCCAGGAGCCAGGUGACCAGCGCAGGUGAGCUGGUUGUUGUCUUUUGGCCACAAGUCUUCCAGCCCACCAGAGCCUUUGGGGCUGUCAAGAUUGGUGGUGAUAAGCCGCUGGCCAGAAAGAUGCCCGGUGGCCUCGACUUUGAAGAACUGAUGUCUGCCUCUCUGCGUAGCAGUGCCUUAAGUUCUGGUUUGCCUGGCCCAUCCUUCACCCUCUCUAUUAAAUGAAACUAGAGAAACUGGGACGCUCUGUUGUGAGUAAUUUACAGACUGGAGGAGUCGUGUCUGCUCCUACACACAACCCACAGUCCCCCCAGGAUGCAAACAGCACACAUAACAACCUGUACCUUCUUUUUGAGAGCACGUUUCUUCCUUUGUUGCUCAGGAAACACGUCAAAGGAACAACUCAUAUAAUAUAAAAGAGUGUAGCCUCAAAAAGCCAAAGAUGCGAUAAUUUCCAAGCUGCAAGGUGAAAGGAGUUGAUGUCUGCACGGUCAGAUUGCUCUCCCACACUUAGGAUGCGUGUGUCCCAACACACCUGGGAUAGACCCCUGCGUGGGGUGAGGGGGACAGACCCCAGCAGGGGUCGAGAGGGGUGUCACUGU
Messenger RNA from Condylura cristata (star-nosed mole), 2082 nucleotides. RefSeq names its product 1-aminocyclopropane-1-carboxylate synthase homolog (Arabidopsis)(non-functional) (gene ACCS). NCBI's taxonomy places the organism in Eukaryota, Metazoa, Chordata, Mammalia, Eulipotyphla, Talpidae. The transcript is spliced from 15 exons. Bases 88 to 1509 code for a protein of 473 amino acids. The record is from RefSeq and is a predicted model, not a curated record. Gene Ontology annotation, molecular function: pyridoxal phosphate binding; transaminase activity. Gene Ontology annotation, biological process: amino acid metabolic process; biosynthetic process.